AUGCAAAUUCAUUCAAACACAUUCAUAGUUACUGGUGGUGUAGGUGGUUGUGGUAAAGCCGUUGCUAAAGCUAUUCUGGAGAAGGAUGGAUAUGUCGUACUAUUUGACAUAGUCAAAGCUGAAGUUGCAAUUCCACUUGCUCAACAAAUUAGCAAGGAUCGAGCACUCUAUAUACAAGCUGAUAUUACUGAUGAAGAUUCAACAAAGAAAGCCGUUAAAGCUGCAUCUAACGCUUUUGAAAAGAAGUUAGUAGGCGCUGUUCAUUGUGCAGGCAUUGCUGUAAGACAGCCAUGGUCACCCAUAGUUUCAGAUUCUAUUCCAAACUUUAGAAACGCACUAAAUGUUAAUACACUCGGAACGUAUAUUCUAAAUGCGGUUGUUGCAGAUGCCAUUAAUGAAAGACAUGAGCCCCUCAAGUAUGCGUCAAAAGGGUUUUUCAAAACUAAAGAAGAAAGAGGUGCAAUAAUUAAUUUCGCUUCAGUUUCUGGCCAUGAUUGUUAUGCAAGAAAUCUUGGUUAUGGACCAACGAAAAGUGCAGUUUUAGGUAUUACUAGAACAAUGAGUGAUUUUCUUGGUGAAAGUGGUAUUCGGGUUAAUAGUAUAUCACCAUCCAUAAUAAAUUCUAAUAUAACUGGACCCGUUUUUCCGUACUUCUUAAGUGAGUUGGAAAGGUCAUCAUCAUUUCCAGCUAGAGCCAUAGAACAUGACGAAAUUGCUGGAACAGUUUUAUUCCUAAUUGAAAAUGGAAUGAUGAAUGGUCAAGACAUCAGGAUUGAUGGUGGUUGGAGAUUAGUAACUGACAGACACCCGGACAGACCAGAUUAUCGUACAUUAGCACCAGGACUUGAAUAAAAUGUCUUACUUUUUUCCUCUAAUUUUUUUGCUAGUUGUAAAUUUGGAAUUAAGUUAGAUUAGGUGCAAAUGCUGAUGAAGUAGUGUUCCAUAUAUGAGGAAUGAUUCAAUGAGAACAGAUUAAAAAGGCG
Wallemia mellicola CBS 633.66 is the source of this 983-nucleotide messenger RNA. RefSeq names its product NAD(P)-binding protein. Gene Ontology annotation, cellular component: mitochondrion. Gene Ontology annotation, molecular function: 2,4-dienoyl-CoA reductase (NADPH) activity. NCBI's taxonomy places the organism in Eukaryota, Fungi, Basidiomycota, Wallemiomycetes, Wallemiales, Wallemiaceae. The record is from RefSeq and is a predicted model, not a curated record. Bases 1 to 852 code for a protein of 283 amino acids. The transcript has 4 exons. Gene Ontology annotation, biological process: fatty acid beta-oxidation.